This is a messenger RNA of Larimichthys crocea (large yellow croaker), 2338 nucleotides long. RefSeq names its product leucine rich repeat containing 31 (gene lrrc31). Lineage: Eukaryota; Metazoa; Chordata; Actinopteri; Sciaenidae. The transcript has 10 exons. The coding region runs from base 253 to 1989 and encodes 578 amino acids. Gene Ontology annotation, molecular function: protein binding. The record is from RefSeq and is a predicted model, not a curated record.
CUAAAGGUGUCGUCGCGUUUCCGGGAUUAUCCGGCACCUGAUGAGCACGGGACGUGACGUCACGCAGGUGGUAAACUCCGAGUUUGAGAGAGCGCAAACAGAAAGACGAGUUUUUGGAGCUGCAGGGAAGAUCCGAUGAUCCGGAGCAGCUGAUCUGAUUUGUUGUUUUCUUCACGGUCGGACCGUGAACGCACCGCCACAGACACACAGAGCAAUCAGCUGAUUUUUGUUUUGGAGCUUCAGACUCUUAACAUGGACUCUCCAGAUGGACAGCGUGGGCGGGACAGCGGCAACCAGCGGCGUUCCCCUCUCGACGUCAUCAUGAACCAAAUCCGCAGGAAGCGCACAGCGUCCGACAGGAAGCCGCUGGGACGCCUCCUGUCCUGGACGUCAGACCGGACGGGGAUCCCCGAGGACGGGGAGGCGGAGGAGAGAGGACCCGGCUCAGGUGCCGCUGAGGCGGCGGAGAGCGAGCGGGACGUCGGCUGGGGUCGAGUGUCUCUCUUCCUGCAGAGGCUCGGCAAGAAAGCCGACAGCAGCCGCCUCAGCCUGGCUCACUGCGACCUCACUGCUACAGACCUGCUGGAGCUAGCGACGUUGCUCCAGUUUCUCCCCCAGCUGGAGGAGGUGGACGUCUCCUGGAACGAGCUGAUUGGCGGAUGUCUGAAAGCGCUGACCUCUCACCUCCAGCACGUGGGCGGGAUCCGAGCGCUGAGGCUCUGCAGCUGUAGGCUGAGCGCUGAUGACAUCGCCGCACUGGGUGAAGCUCUCAGCUGCGUGCCUCUCUUGGAGAUCCUUGAUUUAUCCUGGAACAGUGGCGUCGGUGGCGGCGGCGCUUUGCAAAGCCUGCUGGGUAACUUUCAUCCACCACUGAGGGAGCUCCACCUUGUGGCCUGCCAGCUCACUGCGGCCGAUGCUACUCUACUGGGAGGAGUCGUGUCUGCUCUCCCCAGACUCGGUGUGUUGGACGUUUCCUGUAAUCCUCAGCUCACACAGGAAGUUGACGUUGGCGGCUUCACGGCGCUGGCCUCCUCUCUCUCUCACGCCGCCUCCGUCACCACGCUUCGAUUACACGCCUGCGGUCUGACGCCGGACGGCCUCGAUGCUCUCGGUGGUUCUCUCUGCUGCCUCCCCUCAGUGCGAGAGCUGGACCUGUCCUGUAACAAAAGUCUGUCCGGAGGACUGAACCGCCUCACCGUCCACCUGGUUCACCUCACACACCUGGAGAGCCUCGACCUUCACCUCUGCUGUCUGACACGCCCCGACCUGGAAGCCCUGAUCCAGGUGCUUCCCUCUCUGACGGCGCUGACGGACCUGAACGUGUCGUCCAAUAAGGAGACAGGGGGCGUGGUCCACUCGAUGGUCUCCGCCCUCCCUCUGACGCAGAUGAGGCGUCUGCCGCUCAACAGCUGCAGCCUGAACGAGGAGUCCUUCACUGCCCUCGCUCUGGCCGUGCCGUACCUCCACAGUUUGGAUGUUUCCUGGUGUAAAGUGGUUGGUGGUCGCUUGGCGCUCCUCCUGGACGCUCUGCAGCCGUCAGUCAUCGUGGAGCUCCGCCUCAGCAGCUGUGAGCUCACCACUGAUGACCUGCGUCACCUAGCCGCCGUGUGCAGGCGUGGCUGUCUGUCCUCUCUGCGGGUGUUGGAUCUGUCCUACAACGGCUCGGUCGGUGAUGAAGGCUGGUCCAGCCUGUUCUCAGCAGGAGGCCUGAGCUCGCUGCAGGACGUCGACCUCAGCCUGAGGCCGUCCACCUCUGCUCCCUGCUCGGCCUGGCUGCCGCCGCUGCUCUCCGCUCUGCCCCGGCUGCCCGCGCUGACUCGCCUGGCCGUGCAGCGGUGGACGGUCGGCUCUCAGGACAGGAAGAAGCUGAGUCACUGCCUGAAGAAGAGGAGCGUCCUGCUGGAGUGGGAUCCACCUCAGAGAGAUGCAGGGCUGCUGUUUACGGCGACCAAUCAGGAGAGCCCAGAGGAGAGUCGUCCUGAGGAGUAGACACAUGAUUACCAGCACUCACACCUUCCUGAUAUUGUGAUCAGCAGACACAGGGCACGAUGAACUAACUGUAAAAAUCCAACUGGCUUCCACCUCAGAAAGUCUUCAGCAGGGUGGCAGAGCAGGUCUAGGCCGUCGUCUGUAUUAUCUACAGAGACCCAACACUUCUCACCAUGAAACGUGGAAAACCACCGUCAAUAAAACCUCCAGCAGAAUCUGCCAUGACCGCCAGAGGACAAAAAAUGUGUGUGUGUGUGUGAUAGGAUGAAAAGCUGCAGAUCAGAUCCAAAGAUGAUUUUUUAUGUCCGAUGUAUAAUUUCAAGAUCGAGAGUAAAAGUUUCAGAGCUGC